UGUUUUCCUACUAAGAGCAAACAAUCUCAAAACGACAAGUGAAAAUGAAUGGUUUGGUAAUUUCGCUGCUUUUAUAUACAUUUAAGUCAACGUAAGUUUGAUCGGUGAAAAUGGCUGCCUGUAGAUGAUAUCCCAGCGUGCAAGGUCCUCCCGUUCAUAGGUUAGCGCCGGUUUUGGCGGAAAAUCCGAACGGCUGGGCCAGUGCGUGCAGCCUUCAGUGCUGCAUGCCUUCAACGUACCGUCCACACGAUCGGUAUGUCCUUUGCAGGAAUGUUACCGCAUUGCCGGGCCGUUUGCUGUGUAUCGUUCGCUGCGACAAGAUUCGUGAAGCUCGUGUGCACGCCACGCCUCGCGAUGAUGAUGAAUAAUGAUGGCUAGGAUGGCGAAGAUGGCUCGUGCACGGCGCAGCUGCAAUCCUCGUCACGUCUCGUAAAGCACGAGCAGCUCGAAUACACACACGCCCGUAGGUACACACAAGUCUACUGUGCCGCACUAAGCUUAUGAGGUGUACUGAACUGCUGGUAAGCAUCAUUUAGUGCUAAACAUUCACCAGCGGAGGUGCCCAGUCCUAGCAAGGGGAAGCAACACUGCCAUAAAGGAGAAGCUUCGAAACGCAUUUCGUGUACAGUUGAUUGAGUGAUUUUAAUCCCAAAAAAGAAAGAUUAUGGCAGAAGAAAACAAAAAUGGAGCAGCACCGGCAACGGAAGUGGAACCGCAAGAUGCGCCCGAAGAGCAAAAGGCUGCAUCCGAGGAGGCAGCACCACCAUCCGAUGUUGAAUCGGAACCAGAGCAGGAGCCUCAAAUUUCAACUUUCGAACGGUUGAAACUAUUCCUGGCGGAAACGAACAAGUUCCUGUUAAUGUACGACGAUCUGGUGGAGAACAAGGACAAGCACAAGAGCGUCUUCCUGUGUGCAGUGAACGAGCUGCGCGAGCGGCUGGUAACGUUGCUCCAACGGUACAUCCUGCACACGAUGGUCAAGGAGGAUUUCCUGUACAAGCACAUUGUGUGCUGCGGCGGAGAGGAUGCGGAGGCAAUUAAUACGGAAGAAUUCGAAGAGCACUAUCAGGAAGUUCACAGCGAGGCAGACAAGGCUAUUUCCUUGCCAGAGCUUGACGAGAUUCGUGCGUACUCGGCCGAAGUCAAGACGUACAUCGAGCUAGGCAAAGCGAUGAACAACGAUCUGAUCUUCUCCCUGAAGCGACUACUGCGAAAGAGCAAUUCCGUGCUGGCGGGACAUCUGGGAUAAGAUGAGCAGUCAUCGACUGAGGGGUUUUAGGGACUCUUCAAACACCACUCAACACAAAAACACUCAACUAGCUCUUAAGCAACAGUAAAAUACAAAUCUACACUAACCCAGGCCAUCAGUACUAAUUCCCGCCAUUCUGCCAGCAGGAUGACGAUCAGUUUACAUCAUUAACUUGUCAUGUGCUUAACGCCAAAAUGGAUAAAAUAAAUGUUACCCCUGAAACAAA
This is a messenger RNA of Anopheles gambiae (African malaria mosquito), 1475 nucleotides long. RefSeq lists its product as uncharacterized. Lineage: Eukaryota; Metazoa; Arthropoda; Insecta; Diptera; Culicidae. The record is from RefSeq and is a predicted model, not a curated record. Bases 665 to 1249 code for a protein of 194 amino acids. The transcript is spliced from 4 exons.